Cavenderia fasciculata is the source of this 1197-nucleotide messenger RNA. Its product is annotated as putative mitochondrial transferase. NCBI's taxonomy places the organism in Eukaryota, Evosea, Eumycetozoa, Acytosteliales, Cavenderiaceae. Bases 1 to 1197 code for a protein of 398 amino acids. The transcript has 2 exons. Gene Ontology annotation, molecular function: protein binding. The record is from RefSeq and is a predicted model, not a curated record. Gene Ontology annotation, cellular component: mitochondrial matrix.
AUGAAUUUAGCAAGAAUAAAAGAAUUAAAAAGAUGUGUUGUACCAUUAAAGAAUAGAACAUUGGUUCGUGUAUCAGGAAAGGAUAGCGUCAAAUUUCUACAAGGAUUGACAACCAACAAUCUAACUCGUCUCAGUGAUAAUCAGAAUACACAUGCUUCCAUCUACACUGGUUUCUUGGCAUCGACUGGAAGAUUAUUGUUUGAUGCAAUCGUAUCACUCGAGAAACAAUCUACAACAACCACUUCGACUGCAUCGACAACUGCAGCAACGGCAUCAGACUCUAAUAGUGCCACCCACUCUUAUAUCGUAGAUGUAGAUAGUGCCGUCGCUGACAAGGUGUUUGAACACUUGAAAUUCUACAAAAUGCGAGACAAGGUCACCAUUGAAGAUGCUACCCAACACUAUUCAGUCAUGUCUGUUCUCGACAAAACCUACAAGACUAUACGUAACGACAAGCUAUUUGAACAUUUAGAAGAGGAGCAAUGUUCAGUCAUGAUGGAUCCUCGUCAUGAUAACAUGGGUAUUCGUAUCUUGGUCCCAAAUUCAAAAACUUCAAUCGCAAAGAAAGAUUUAUUUUCAACAUAUUCAGAAGAGGAUGAAGAAUUGUAUCACCUUUAUCGAUUACAAAAUGGUAUUCCAGAGGGAUUGAAAGAUUACAAUUAUAAUACUGUUAUUCCAUUGGAAUACAAUUUCGAUUUAUUGAAUGGAGUGGAUUUUCACAAGGGUUGUUAUUUGGGACAGGAAUUGACAUCGAGAACACAUUAUACUGGAUUGAUUCGUAAGCGUAUCUUUCCAGUCACUAUGAAGGCCAAGGAUGAGCAUGUCUAUCCCAAGGAAGACCAUCUCUUGUUCUCGCCCUAUGUAUUAAACUCUCUCAACAUCAACACUCCUCCUUCCGACACUGAAUUAAAGGUCACCAUGAAGAACAAGGGUGCUAAUUCUCCAUUUACUGACAAGGAACAAGAUGGACCAUCUCCAUCAUCAACACCAGCACCAUCAGCUGGACGAUCAACCGAGAAAUUCAUCUCUGGUCGUCAAAAUGUAGGCUUGGCAAUGAUCAAAGUCGAACAUAUUGAUGCUGGUGACUUUAAACAUACUAUCAUCAAAGAUAAAGAAAGUAGACAAUUACAACUUUUAGAACCAUGUUGGUGGGGCAAGGUAGUUGGUAUUGUAGUACCAACUCAACAAGUUAGUUAA